Messenger RNA from Pieris macdunnoughi, 798 nucleotides. The record is from the annotation of a GenBank genome assembly. Lineage: Eukaryota; Metazoa; Arthropoda; Insecta; Lepidoptera; Pieridae.
AUGAAUCCAGCACAGCCACCAUCGCCAGCAGCAGAGGCCGGUAUGAGCGGUGGAGCCGAAAUAGCUGUUGUGUCAUUAACAUCGAGGAUCCCUGAAUUCUGGACCGACCAACCACGGCUUUGUCCAGUGCGAAGCCAUAAUAACACCGCAGAAGCUAAGUCCCCUAAGUCCAGCAUGCGUUUUCUAGGUUACAUUGUAGAUAAAGAAGGGUUACGUACUGAUCCCGAAAAAGUAUCAGCGAUUUUGAAUUUUGAACGUCCUAAAACCUUCAAAGAGUUGAAAAGAUUUAUUGGUAUUGCUAGUUGGUAUAAAAGAUUUGUUAAAAACUUUUCUGUUAUAGCGGCUCCUCUUCAUAGUCUAACAAAAGGGAAACAAAAGAAAUUUAUAUGGACAGAUGAAGCGGAAAAAGCAUUUGUUGCUUUAAAAACUUUCCUAACAUCAACACCUGUUAUAUCGUGUCCGGAUUUUAAAGAGCCAUUUAUAAUACAAUGCGACGCAUCAAAUAAAGGUAUAGGUGCUGUUUUAAGCCAAAAGAUUGACGGUUUAGAAAAACCAAUUGCAUAUCUAAGUAGAAAACUUAAUGACCGAGAACAGUUGUAUUCGACAUCUGAAAGGGAAUUAUUAAGUAUUGUUUAUGCUGUAGAAAAAUUUCGUCCAUAUGUAGAUGGAUCUCAUUUUACUGUAGUGACGGAUCAUAGUGCACUUAAAAUGAUUCAUAAAAUGAAAGAUCCCCAUGGUAAACUGGCAAGGUCGGCUAUGAAAUUACAAGCAUUCAGCUUCGAUAUAGUUCGAAUGUAG